AUGCCAAAUACUACUUCGCCACGAUCAUCGAUUUCAGAAGGAGAUAUAGCCAGUUCUGUAGAGAUUGAAGAAGAUACCUUUGAUGCGAAUCUCACAGAUGGAGGCAGUACCAUUCGUCUUCACAACAAUGUCGAUAAUAAAUCUUCUACAACUUUACAAGAAGAGAACAACAUUGCCUCAAUAAAAGGCAAGAACAAAACUACUAAAAUGGUGUUAUUAACAACCUUUGUGGCUGGCGUGGAAUUAGCUUAUGGAACACCAUACCUGUUAUCACUAGGACUUUCAAAAUCAUCAACUUCUUUGGUUUGGAUAGCCGGGCCGCUAUCAGGUAUGCUCUCGGAUACUUGUACUUCGAUAUACGGUCGUCGGCGGCCAUUUUUAUUGGGCGGCAGUAUUGCUGUGAUUUGCUCGUUUAUGUUUAUCGGGUGGACUAGAGAAAUUGUGUUUGCUAUUUUUGGGAAAAGUGAUUUCAGUAUUAAAUUGACCAUAUGGGUAGCUGUCAUUUCUAUAUACGUAUUAGAUUUUGCUAUUAAUACAGUUCAAGCUUGCAUCCGUGCAUUAAUUGUGGACAGUUUGCCACCGUCACAACAAGAAGAAGGCACAGCGUGGGCCGGAAAAAUGGGCGGAAUCGGGAGUGUUGUCGGAUAUUUCAUGGGUUUCGUCGAUUUGAUAGCAAUAUUUCCAUUCUUUGGUGAUACGGAGUUAAAAGUAUUGUGUGUUCUCGCUUCGUUAACUCUUAUUGCAUGUAAUGUAAUUACUUGGUACUCGGUUAAAGAGAUGGUUUACUGCAGUAAGAAGAGCCAACACGUGAAAAAUGUCUUUGCUUCGACCUUUGAGACACUCGCAUCUAUAAUAAAAUCUAUCCGGUACCUUCCAGCCCCAGCACAACAGAUAUGCAACGUGCUAUUUUUUGCGUCAAUUGGCUGGUUUCCAUUCUUAUUUUAUUCGACAACUUGGGUUUCCGAGUUGUAUAAAAAAACAUCGGCAGCGGGUAAUUCACCGCCACUCGAAAAUAGUCAAGAUCCGGUGGGAGAUGCUACACGCGCUGGGUCUUAUGCACUUUUGGUGCACUCGAUUGUGAGUUUAAUGUCAUCGUUUACUUUGCCGUUUCUGGUGAGCCCAUCUGGUUCUGCGACAAUGUACAAUGCAUCGAAGUUUUCGUGGAAGAGUUACUUUAGAUUGCCGUUUCCUUUUCUCUCAUUGCCGAAACUAUGGACCAUAUCGCAUUUCAUAAUGGCAUUGGCUAUGUUAUCGACGUGGUUUGUGGUUACGGUAUCUCAAGCGACUUUUUUAUACGGGAUUCUGGGGAUAGCGUGGGCUGUUUCUACGUGGGCGCCGUUCUCGAUCUUGGCUGAAUUUAUUUCCAGAGAAUCUCGAAAUGCGACUAGCAACACCACCAUCUCUCAUCACGACGAUGAUAGCAAUGCAACAGAAUCGGAUCAGGUAGCUUAUCGUCUAGUCGAAACUACAACUGCGAUUAAUACAGACGAUGGUGAUGAUGUCGAAUUGUUAAACCAGAGUUCUAGCAAAUUUUCGUCUUCACCACCAUCGUCUUCAGUUGACGCUGGAAUCCUGUUGGGUAUUCAAAACAUUUAUGUGGUAGUUCCACAAUUCUUAGUAACUUUUUUUAGUAGUAUAGUAUUUGCCAUAUUAGAACCACCAUCAGAAAUAUUAACUACCGGAGUGGAAAGUAGUAAUAAUAGUAAAAGAUUGCCAACUGCACCAGUCACACCAAUUACACCAACUUCAAAUGGUGACGCUAUUGGCUUCGUGCUAAGGUUUGGUGGUUUGAUGGCAAUUAUUGCGGGGAUUAUUUCUAUUAAAAUAUGGAAAUAA
This is a messenger RNA of Ambispora gerdemannii, 1836 nucleotides long. The record is from the annotation of a GenBank genome assembly. Lineage: Eukaryota; Fungi; Glomeromycota; Glomeromycetes; Archaeosporales; Ambisporaceae.